Molecule: messenger RNA, 1777 nt
Organism: Fomitopsis serialis
Lineage: Eukaryota; Fungi; Basidiomycota; Agaricomycetes; Polyporales; Fomitopsidaceae
Product: eukaryotic translation initiation factor 2B delta subunit
Exons: 6
Coding region: 75-1463 (462 amino acids)
Source: RefSeq, a predicted model, not a curated record
CCAGUCUCGACAAAACAUAUCUGCUCAGCCCGUCGGCCCGUUCCUUCUCAGCCUCUGUCUUUUCCGCACCCACCAUGUCGCCCGCCCCCACUCUGGACACCCAGAUCCAGCCGCCUAACGGCGACCUCGCCCACGUCGGGCAGCAGAAAGCCCAGAAGCAAAUGACCAAGGCUGAGCGGCGCGAGCUACAGGAGAAACAACGGGCUGCCAAAGCUGCCAAACAAACCGGGGCUGUCAAUGGUGUCAACGGCAAAGUGCCUAACAACGCAAAGCAGGGCUCUACAGCCUCAACCUCCAAUUCUUCAGCCCCAAAGAAGGGAGCAAAGCCUCCCGAGGCACCUGCACGACCCCGUUCGCAAUCUGUGAACAGAGUCAAGGACCCGAAGGCCGUGCCCACCACCAUACCCGACGCGUCGACGGAGAAGGCGCGCGGCCUCCGGAUAUUCGCACACUUCGGGCUGCCCAAACCCGUCAGUGCCGCCAAGGGUGAGAUACACCCGACCAUAGUACGGCUCGCGCUGCAAUUCGCGAACUUCAAGAUCGCUGGCGCGAAUGCACGCUGCAUCGCUACUUUGACUGCUUUCAAGACGGUCAUCCAAGACUACACCACACCCCCGAAUAAUACUCUUUCGCGACAUCUCAUGACGCAUCUGUCGCCUCAAAUUAGCCACCUCGUUGCAGCCAGACCUAUGUCGGUCACAAUGGGAAAUGCUAUCCGCCAGCUGAAGCUAGAGAUCAGCGGUUCAGAUAUAGACUUGCCUGAGCAGGAUGCGAAAGACGCACUGUGUCGCAAGAUAGACAACUACAUCCGGGAUCGGAUUAUCUUCGCCGAUCAAGUAAUUGAGGAGACUGCAGGAAGCAAGAUCAAGGACGGGGACGUUGUACUCACUUACGCAAGAUCAUCUAUAGUCGAGAAGGUCCUUCUCGGCGCACACGAGGAAGGUCGCGAUUUCUCCGUCAUCGUGGUCGACUCAAGACCCAUGUUAGAGGGUAAACGGCUACUCUCUGUGCUGUCCACUGCCGGUAUCCAGUGCACAUAUCUGCUUUUGCCCGCCCUCGGAUCCAUCAUCAAUGAAGUCUCGAUGGUUCUUGUGGGGGCGCACUCGAUCCACGCAAACGGUUCAGUCUUUUCAAGGGCCGGGACUGCUCUAGUCGCGAUGAUGGCGAGGCAGCACUCCGUCCCGGUUGUUGUGUGCUGCGAAACGUACAAGUAUUCCGAGGAGGUACAAUUAGAUAGUUUCACAAAGAACGAGUUAGCCCCAACCGGCGACUUGUUCUCAUCGUUUCCACUGACAAAGCCGCGUGAAGCUUUGACUCUCCAGAAUCGACCGAACCUGGAGAUUCUCAAUCCAUUAUACGACCUUACUCCGCCGACCUGCAUAACGGCUGUCGUCACCGAAGUCGGCGUUAUCCCGCCGAAUUCGAUCAGUUCGAUACCACUCGCGUUAGGCCGCCUCCUCUAAUUCUCCCGGUUCGCGCUGCAUCCGCGUUUCGCUCGUCGACCUACGUUAUCAUCUAGCAUCGCAUCGUCGCAUCCUUUUGUUCGCGCAUUGACAUCCCUCGCAUUUGCUCCCACCAGGACGGUUCUUGCACGCUAUCUACUCAUAUCGUAUCAUCCGCUAGGUAUUCGGUAGUUGUCUGUACGUAGUCAUCUCAUUCGUUGUACGAUCGGCAGCAAUUAGUGUAUAGCAGUCAAAUUGCCUGAUAUUGUAUCAAUGUAGAUUGUAUUACUGUCUGGUGUCUACCGUCAGCCAGUCAUCACGGACGCAUUAUCAGC